GGCUAAGGUUACCUAACCUCAAAUAAGUCUUCAAAAUAUUUUCCUUUAAAAUGCUUCGUAAAUCAUUUAAUUUAGUUACAAAUAACCGAAAAAAUGUGCCAACACUCUUAAAAAGUUAUAUCUCAACAUCAAGUUCCUUUAACGAAAAAUGGGAUUUACUAACAGCAGUGUGUUUAGAAAGACGCCCAGUAAUCACACCUGAACUAAACCAAUUAGAAAAAGAAUAUCAAGAACUUCUGAGCCAACUUGAAUUAGAAAACAGUUUAAAAAGUGACCAUGAAUUAAGACACGAAUUAGAAAUGAAACAAAUCGAAGUUAUGAAAAAAGGAGGCGCUGAUGAACUGGAUAUUAACCUUAAACAAACUGCACAAGAUAUGGUCGAUGCAUGCACUGAGGAACUUGUGAAAUUUACAAAAGGAUCAAGAGUCACAGAAGCAGAUAAAACCAAUGAUGUGAAGUCACUAAACAGAAAACUGGAUAAGAAUUUGGUUCUUGUAGUUAAUCAGAAAGUGGGUGACAAAAAGCACUACUUGUUACCACAGGGUAAAAUCGAAGAUGGUGAAACACUUAGACAGACUGCUGAGAGAGUGUUAAAACAAAGUUGUGGGACUAACUUAAAGGCACAAAUAUAUGGAAAUGCACCAAUGGCAUUUUACAAGUACAAAUAUCCCAAACAAGUCAGAAGUGAAGAUGCUGUUGGCGCCAAAGUGUUUAUUUAUUUUGCGAGAUAUUUGAACGGACAGUUGCCAGAAAAAGGGGUGGACUAUAAAUGGUUAGACAGACAAGAAUUGGAUAAAACUUUGCCCAGUAAUUAUAAAGAAACUGUAUCGCAAAUGUUAAUUGAUGAAUAAUUUUUAAUAAACUGUAUAUAGAUUAAA
This is a messenger RNA of Aethina tumida (small hive beetle), 878 nucleotides long. It is a transcript of the gene mRpL46, whose product is annotated as 39S ribosomal protein L46, mitochondrial. Gene Ontology annotation, molecular function: structural constituent of ribosome. Gene Ontology annotation, cellular component: mitochondrial large ribosomal subunit. The transcript is spliced from 5 exons. NCBI's taxonomy places the organism in Eukaryota, Metazoa, Arthropoda, Insecta, Coleoptera, Nitidulidae. The coding region runs from base 51 to 851 and encodes 266 amino acids. The record is from RefSeq and is a predicted model, not a curated record.